UCCGUCGAAAAAACUGCCGCUUUAUUAUUUUCAUUUUCAUUUUCGGAAGCCGUUUUUACCUUUCCUCCGAGUAGCCGCUGCCGCCGCCGCUGACAGGGUAGAACCACCGCAUCCGCGAUGUUCUCGUGGAUCCUCCGUGGCUGCCGCGACGAGUGCUCAGCCACUGACCAGCUCAAGCAGGCUCGUGAUGUCUUUGUGGCAAAAGAGGCAGUCUUGCAAAAGAAGAUAUCACAAGAGAUGGAACGUGCCAAGGAGUUCACAAAAUCAGGAAACAAGCAAGCAGCAAUGCAGUGUUUGAAGAGGAAAAGGUACUACGAGAGCCAAAUGAACCAGGUUGGAAGUGUCCGGUUACGCAUUGAUACCAAGGAAAAGAUGAUCGCUGAUAACAUGGUGAACAAAUAAGACAAAGUGGAAGACAAGCUAUUUUCAAUCUGAGCAGCCACCUUAACAUCUGUAACAGCAAGGAAGGAAUGGUGGCGACUUUUUAAGAUAUCUGUCAUUUGUAUAUAUAGUGAUAGCCUUGUUUGUUUUCUUUUGUCAUCGUUGGUGAACACUCUGCAGUGAUCAUAGUAACUUCCCAGUCUCUUUUUGC
Molecule: messenger RNA, 592 nt
Organism: Triticum aestivum (bread wheat)
Lineage: Eukaryota; Viridiplantae; Streptophyta; Magnoliopsida; Poales; Poaceae
Product: vacuolar protein sorting-associated protein 32 homolog 1
Exons: 3
Coding region: 118-402 (94 amino acids)
Biological process (GO): late endosome to vacuole transport via multivesicular body sorting pathway; vesicle budding from membrane
Cellular component (GO): ESCRT III complex; cytoplasmic side of plasma membrane; multivesicular body
Source: RefSeq, a predicted model, not a curated record